AUGCCUCGCUAUUGCGCAGCGAUUUGCUGUAAGAACCGGCGGGGACGGAACAAUAAAGACCGGAAGCUGAGUUUUUACCCGUUUCCUUUGCAUGACAAAGAACGGCUUGAAAAAUGGCUAAAGAAUAUGAAACGAGAUUCAUGGGUUCCCAGUAAAUACCAGUUCCUGUGUAGUGACCAUUUUACUCCUGACUCACUUGACAUCAGAUGGGGUAUUCGAUAUUUGAAACAAACUGCAGUUCCAACAAUAUUUUCUGUGCCUGAAGACAAUCAGGGAAAAGACCCUUUCAAAAAAAUGUCUCCAGAGCCAAAAUUAAAGGAUGAAAAUGAAGUAUGCAUAAAAGUUAAGUCAGAACCAUUUGUGUCAAAUGUCCCAAAGAAAACUACAGUGAAGACAGAUUUCCUUCCUGAAUGUACAGAAAUACUUGAUUCAUUUUGUUGUGUGAAGCCACCAGCUCUAAAAACAGAAAGUGAACAAAGUAAUAUACUGACUCUUAAUCUGGUUAAACAAGAUAUUGAAAACCCAGAAUCCACUUUGGAAACAUCAUUUAACAAAGGUGUUGGUGUAGGUGGUUUUAACACAUGUUUUGAGAAUAUAAAUUCUACAACUAUUACUUUGACAACUUCAGAUUCAGAAGAUAUUCCACACUCCUUAGAAACCCAAGAAGUGUUUGAAAUAACUACCAAUCAUAUUGCUAAUCCAAAUUUUACAAAUAAUUCCAUGGAAGUUAAGUCAGUACAAGAAAACCCAGUCUUUUUCAGCACAAUUACUCAAACAGUCGAAGAAUUAAAUUCAAAUAAGGAAUCAGUUAUUGCUAUUUUUGUACCCACUGAAAAUUCUAGAUCUACAGUUAAUUCUUUUAUACCUGCCCAACAAGAAACCAUGGAAAUGGAGGACGUAGACAAUGAAGACUCCUUUUAUAAGGAUGUUGACUAUGGAACAGAAGUUUUACAAGUUGAACAUUCUUACUGUAGACAAGACAUAAAUAAGGAACAUCUUUGGCAGAAAGUUUCUAAACUACAUUCAAAGAUAACUCUUCUUGAACUACAAGAGCAACAAACUCUAGGAAGACUAAAGUCUUUGGAAGCUCUAAUAAGACAGUUAAAACACGAAAACUGGCUGUCUGAAGAAAAUGUCAAGAUUAUAGAAAACCAUUUCACAACUUAUGAAGUUACUAUGCUGUAG
Chrysochloris asiatica (Cape golden mole) is the source of this 1185-nucleotide messenger RNA. RefSeq names its product THAP domain containing 5 (gene THAP5). Bases 1 to 1185 code for a protein of 394 amino acids. The transcript is spliced from 3 exons. NCBI's taxonomy places the organism in Eukaryota, Metazoa, Chordata, Mammalia, Afrosoricida, Chrysochloridae. The record is from RefSeq and is a predicted model, not a curated record. Gene Ontology annotation, cellular component: nucleus.